Messenger RNA from Phalaenopsis equestris, 776 nucleotides. Its product is annotated as protein ELF4-LIKE 3-like. The transcript has 2 exons. Gene Ontology annotation, biological process: positive regulation of circadian rhythm; entrainment of circadian clock. NCBI's taxonomy places the organism in Eukaryota, Viridiplantae, Streptophyta, Magnoliopsida, Asparagales, Orchidaceae. The coding region runs from base 273 to 569 and encodes 98 amino acids. The record is from RefSeq and is a predicted model, not a curated record.
CACCCCAGCUGAGUACUGUCUCCUCCCUUCAUCUGAAAAAAAUAUAUUUUAUUUUCCAGUUUCAGAAGUCUGUAAUCCCGUUGGCCUCCUUUCUUCCAGAUUCGAUUAACCGGGGGAAACGAGACACUUCUACCCUUCAUUUCAGAAUAAAGAUUUCAUUUUUCCUCCUCUGUCUCUCCAUCUCUGUCUCCCCAUCUCUCUCGCCGGUUAACGCUGGUGACAAGACUCAGAUUUCCGAGCCAUAUCUUGCCUCAUCCCUCCCAUCAAAAGAAAUGGAAGCUGGGGACGCAACAAAAAUGGAGAACAGAGUUGUGCAAGCAUUUCAGAAAAGCUUUGUCCAGGUUCAGAGCUUACUAGAUCAGAACCGCAUUAUCAUAAAUGAAAUCAACCAAAAUCAUGAAUCUAAGAUUCCAGACAACCUGAAUCGCAAUGUUGGCCUCAUAAAGGAGCUCAACAGCAAUAUUCGGCAAGUUGUUGACCUCUAUGCCGAACUCACUUCCUCCUUCACGAAGUCCAUGGAUUCCGGUGAAGGUGACUUGGGGACAAAGAAGAGAUUCCGGCCAACCUAAGGAAGGAAACAAUGGUGAUGAGGAUCACAAAGAUGGUGUGAUCAUUGGAAGAGGGGGAGGAAGAAUGUGUGAGUGAAAGAGUAAUGUUUCUGUUGAGAUAUACUGAAGUGGUUCAUGUUUUAUUGAUCAGUAUAUUGUUUUAGCCAAUCUGUUUUGGUUUGGAGAUAAAAUGGGAUUAAAUUCGUUUGUGAUGAAUGACUGUGCAUA